GCCAACUCCCUCGAACGCCAGCAAGCCAUGUGGGAGCGAAGCGCCUUGCUGGUGGCGCUCGCUCUGGGACUGGCACUCCAGGUCUACUUGGCUCACUCGAUGUUGGGCACCAAGCCGCCACGAGGCGCCCGCGACGGGCUCGUCGCUUCGCGGGGACUCCGCGCCGACCUAGGCGACUCGGCCGCCAUCGCCGCCGCCGCUGCUGCUUUACCAGGUGCAAAGCAUCAAUCGAUGGCAGAGUAUGUGGCCAUGCGGAGCCGCCGCUCUGGAGUCGCCGCGGCGUAUCUUCGGGCCGUCUGCCUCGACGACGGCAUCGCUGGACUCGACGCCCGCGAUGCGCGCCUCCUUGCACCGGAUCUUCCAGGUGGCCGACUCGCCAUCGAGCCUGCGCUGCCGCCGCACAUGGCCAACAUCGCAUUUCACGACGGCUCGGACGGCAUCGCUUUGCAGGCGGUCGAGCUUCCAUGGCUCACACCGGCCUCGGGUGAUUGCUCGUCGGCGUGUCGGGAGUCGCUGGCGGAGGCUCUGGACGGCACAAGCUCGUCGCCGGGCCGCAGCGCCGAGCUGCUGCCGUUUGAUGUGGUUCCGAUUGGCUCGCGCGAUUACAGGGCAUCGUUGGCACAUCUCGCGGAUGCCUUGGAUCCUGACCACCAGCUUGAGCCGUCGAUCGAGCUCGAGACGCGGCGAGUUCUCAGCUUGCCCAACGUUGUCCUGGACAGCGAGUGCAGCCACGUUUUGCUCACUCCGCCGGCUGGCAUUGGCACUGCAUCCAAGCUCUUCCAGCUCAAGUACGCGCAUGCGAUGCGCCUUGGCCUUGACGCCAUGGUCGAUGUUGCCGCCGAGGCCUGUGUCGUUUUUCUGGUUGAUCCGACCGGUCCCGGCUUUGGCCGCAGUGGCCCGGCGUCUUACCACCUGGCUGCAGUACUUGUCCAUGGCUACAUGUCUGGGAUGUCGACGCGCUACUCGAUCCAUUCGCUCUCCGCAUGGCGGGCUCUGGAGAGUCCCGUCUCGGUUGUUGUUCCGCGGCUUGUCGUGCUUUGCGCUAGACUUGAUGCAUUGGCCGAUCCGUGGCUGGAUGCGGUGCUUCCUGCCGCCGCAGAGACGUGGCUGCUGGGAGAUGACACCGGCGCGGCGAUGAAAGCGCUGAACUUUGUCCACGCCAGUGACCCCGACAUCCAUCCCCAGCAAGCGCGCAUGGUGGCGUACCUUGCCAAAAGCCGCGAGCUUUUUGGGGGUGCCUUGGCGGCGACGACGCAGGCUUCGCGGAUCGCUCCACCCCCGCCUCCCGCCUCGACGCCUCGCCUGGCCACGAGUUGUGGAAGCAUACGCAUCGGGAUAUCCCCGGUGCUCAAAGUUGGUCUUGACCAGUUUCGCAAGCUGAAGGCUGCCCGCAGCUCGCACAUCGAGCACCUCACUGUCGGGGUUGUCAACGAUGCGCUUGGCAUCGCCAGUGUCGAUGUCUUUGUCGGGUUACUUGACGAUACCGACUCGUGGCCCGCACUGCUGGCUCCGGCAGCUGCGCGAGUUUUGCUCUACUCCUCAGCAGCGCCGCUCGCAGGGCGAGCCCUUGACACGGUCGCCGUCGCGAGUGCCGGUGGUGCGACGGUGUCUGUUAUCGACUCCCCGUCGCACCCCAAGGCUUGUGUGUGA
This is a messenger RNA of Thecamonas trahens ATCC 50062, 1650 nucleotides long. RefSeq lists its product as uncharacterized. Lineage: Eukaryota; Apusomonadida; Apusomonadidae. The coding region runs from base 28 to 1650 and encodes 540 amino acids. The transcript is spliced from 2 exons. The record is from RefSeq and is a predicted model, not a curated record.